AUGUGGCAAUCGUCUCUCCCAAUUGAAGAUUUCCGUGAAAUCAACCGUUCCAACGGAGAAAACCCUCCAAAGGAACUCCCAAUCUCAGACCCUCUUGGAGGCUUGGACAUUAGAUGUGGGCCCAUUCUUAGAUUAUGUGGAACCCAUGAAAAGGGCGAGCCAAACUAUAGGGGUACCAUUAUGAUUGUGGUGAAGAACUCUGACUCCGAGUCAUCCAGUGCUACUCCUCCUAAAAUUACCUACAAGAUUGGACCCUCUCACGAUGAAUCCCUUUCGUCUAAUGGUGGAGAAUUCCCCGGUACCGAGUACUACACAGAAAAGGGGUUUUCAUUUUGGAGAUUUGCCAUCAAUUUGACUCUUGGUGACGUGGAACAAAGAGUCAAGUACUACAUCAAUGACACGUUUAAGAAAUCAUUCCAAUUCUUUAUCCCAUCGUCUACUGAGUCCAUGAAUGUCGUUUCCUACUCUUGUAAUGGGUUCUCCUUGGGGGUUGACCCGCUCGAUUUCAAGUCAAGUUUGUGGUAUGAUGUCUUGCAAAAGCACGACAAGCAACAUUACCAUGUGAUGCUUGGAGGAGGUGACCAAAUCUAUGCGGACUCAAUCAAAUUACAUUCAGAAUCGCUUCAAAAAUGGAUGAGUGAAAUGAAUCCAAUCAAGAAAUCUAAAACUGUGGUUGAUGAAAAGACCCUUGAAGAAUUCCAUAAUUAUUACCUCCACCAUUAUUUGGGAUGGUUUGGUAAAGGUUAUUGGGAAGGUAAAGAGGGGAACACUUUGCAAGAAUGUUUCCCCUUAACCAUGUCCCAAAUCCCUUCCGUCAACAUAUAUGACGAUCAUGACAUUAUUGACGGGUUUGGCUCAUACAAGGACUCAACCAUGAACCAAGAAAUAUUCAAAAGCGUGGGGAAUGUAGCUUAUCUCUACUAUAUGCUCUUCCAACAUCAUACCAGUCCAGAUGAAAAGCUUCACACUCAAGAGGGAGAAUCUUCAUGGAUUCUUUCCAAGAAGGAUGGACCUUUUAUCAAACAAAAGAACCAUUCCAAUUAUAUCCGUCUUGGUAAGGAAAUCAGUGUGGUUGGGGUUGAUUGUAGAACAGAACGUAAAUUAAAACAAGUUGUGGAUCUAUCCACCUAUGAUUUGAUUUUCAAGAGAUUAAAGGAUGAAAUUACUGCUGCUCCAGAAGUGAAACAUCUUUUGGUCAUGUUGGGGGUGCCAAUCUUGUACCCAAGACUUGUUUGGCUUGAAUGGUUGCUCACCAGUUCUAUCUUGGCUCCAGCAAGAGCGCUUGCGAUCCGAGGAGUCAUCAACAAGGGGCUUGUCAAUGAGUUUGACGGUGGGGUUGAAGUCUUGGACGAUUUGAACGAUCAUUGGUGUUCCAAACAUCAUAAACGGGAAAGAAAUUACUUGUUGAAGAUGCUUUCCGAAUUCGGAGCUCUUCACGGGGUAAGAAUCACCAUUUUAUCAGGAGACGUUCAUUUGGGAUGUAUUGGUAGAUUGAAGUCCAAGAUUCAUCAUCAUCCACAUACUCAUCUUUUGAAGAAUGGUGAUCCUAAACAAAUCAUUGAACAUAACACCAAUGUGGUUGAACAUCCUGAAGAAGAUCCAAGAUUGAUUUUCAAUAUCAUUUCCUCUGCCAUUAUCAACACCCCACCUCCAGACGCUAUGGCCACUCUUCUUGACAAACGGUCGAGUAUCCACCAUUUCAACAAGGUUACCGAUGAAGACAUCUUGCACAUCUUUUUGACAAAUCCAGACGGAUCGAAACGUGACAACCACCAAUUUUUAAACAAACGUAAUUGGUCUGAUUUGAUUUUGGGGAAACAAUCCAUCUAUGCUGAUUCUGGAGAUUUAGAAAAGGGGAUUUCCAAGUUCCCUGCUCCAUUGAGUGACUUGGGCCAAGAAUUGGUAAAUAAGAACGACGUUGACGAAAGACACGUCAAGUACCCAUUAACUGCGGACACCUUGGUCACCACAUUGCACGUAGAAGACGACAGUUCUGACUUUGAUUGUAAGACUGCGUCCUACGAAGUGUUGAUUCCACAACUUGUUGGAAAGUACAAGAUUGAAAGUCCAGGAAUCAAGCAUUUACAUUAA
[Candida] anglica is the source of this 2091-nucleotide messenger RNA. Lineage: Eukaryota; Fungi; Ascomycota; Pichiomycetes; Serinales; Debaryomycetaceae. The record is from the annotation of a GenBank genome assembly.